UCCUCCCGGUAGUGACGCGGGGCUUCCUGCCAGCUGGGUAGUGCAGCGUCAUUAACAUUAGCAGUGGUAUCGGUGUCACCGGCGGUUCGGACGUUUUUCCUGACGUCAACGACGUUACCUGUUCGGUUUUAAACGAACGUCGAGCCAGAACCGGAACAGGCUAGGAACCAUCCAACCAACUAAGAUCAGAACCAGGUGUGAUGCAGCAGACAUGUCCUUGCAGGCCACACUGCGGGAGAGAAUUGGCUCCGCCCAGAUGCUGCUGCAGCGGGCGGAGCAGCUCUGUCCGGGGGUCGAGGGUCACCAGAAGCUCUGCAGCAAGCUGCGUGCCGAGCUGCGCUUUCUGCAGCGAGUGGAGGCUGGAGAGCUACAGGUCAAAGAGUCUCACCUGCAUAGCACCAACCUGACGCACCUGACCGCCAUUGUGGAGUCUGUUCAGAGCCUGGAGAAUGUGGUGGCACUGUUGCACGUCUUCACGUACCAGGACAUUGCCAGCCGCCGCCACACUCUGGUGGUGGACGUGGUCGCUAACGGGGGACUCACCUGGGUGAAAGCAGUGGGCAGGAAGGCAUUGGCCCUGCACAACAUCUGGCAAGGGCGGGGUCAGUACGGAGACAAGAGCAUCAUUCGGCAGGCCGAGGAGUUCCUGCAGGCUAGCCGGCAGCAGCCUGUCAACUACCGGCACCCCCACGUCGUCUUUGCCUUCUACAACGGCGUCUCCUGCCCCAUGGCCGACCGCCUCCGCGACAUGGGCGUGUCGGUCCGUGGGGACAUUGUUGCAGUCGGCAGCGUGGAGCUGGAGGAGGAGGAACAGGAGGAAGAGGCUGAAGGCAAAGAGGAGGACAAACACAGCGAGGAGGCAUCAGGUUUGACCCAGGUGGACCAUGGCACAGUGGUAGCCCACCUGGCGUUCCCGGUACAGCUCCAGGUGGAAGAGUGCCAGCGAGUGAACCUGGACAUCACCACACUCAUCACCUACGUGUCAUCGCUGAGUCACGGCCGCUGCCACUUCAGCUUCCGUGAGCCGGUUCUGACAGAGCAGGCGACUCAGGAGCGCUGGCAGCAGGUGCUGCCCCAACUCGACGCCUUCAUGGAGGGGAAGCAGCUGUUCGCCUGCCGCGCCGCUGUGCACGACUUCCAGGUGAUCCUCGACACGCUCGGAGGGCCGGGAGAGAAGGAGCGUGCUCAGAAUCUGUUGGCCCGACUCCACGUUGUGGACGACCAGCCUUCGGAGCGCACGCAGCGCCUCACUCUGAGUGCAAAGAUCAACCACCGCUCACUUAUGAUCUUCGGCACCGGAGACUUUUUGAGAGCCGUCACUAUGACUGCGAACAGCCGCUUCGUCAGGGCAGCGGCCAAUCAGGACGUCCGUUACAGCGUGUUCAUCCACCAACCCAGAGCACUGACUGAGGGCAAAGAGUGGAGAGCCACACCAAUCUGAGCAGGCCACGCCCACCCAAAGAAACCCAAAUGCACAGGGGCUGGUGGGAGUUGGAGUUUAUAAACUCUUUGAGUUGUGAUUGGUCAGCUGAGGGCUGCAUGUUUGUGUUUGUUGUUGAAAUCAAAGAUCAAUAAAGAAUCUCAGCCACAUUCUGUUAACCUUCAUAUGUCACAGGAAGUCCCACCUGUGAUCAUCACCCUUUCAGAAUAAAGUUAGUGAUGCUCAGAUGUAUCAUUUGAGUGCAUAUUGACCUGGGUCUACUAUUACCAUGUUUUAGAAAUAAAACAAAAAUUCUG
This is a messenger RNA of Girardinichthys multiradiatus, 1737 nucleotides long. It is a transcript of the gene c6h7orf25, whose product is annotated as chromosome 6 C7orf25 homolog. Bases 212 to 1441 code for a protein of 409 amino acids. Lineage: Eukaryota; Metazoa; Chordata; Actinopteri; Cyprinodontiformes; Goodeidae. The record is from RefSeq and is a predicted model, not a curated record. The transcript is spliced from 2 exons.